Eurypyga helias (sunbittern) is the source of this 1184-nucleotide messenger RNA. It is a transcript of the gene CPM, whose product is annotated as carboxypeptidase M. Gene Ontology annotation, biological process: proteolysis. Gene Ontology annotation, molecular function: metallocarboxypeptidase activity; zinc ion binding. The transcript has 7 exons. Gene Ontology annotation, cellular component: cell surface. The coding region runs from base 89 to 1168 and encodes 359 amino acids. Lineage: Eukaryota; Metazoa; Chordata; Aves; Eurypygiformes; Eurypygidae. The record is from RefSeq and is a predicted model, not a curated record.
UAAAGGUAGAGACCUGUGGGUUCUUGUUCUGGGAAGGUUUCCAACCCAUCAUAAGAUUGGCAUUCCAGAGUUCAAGUAUGUUGCUAAUAUGCAUGGGGAUGAGACUGUUGGGAGAGAAAUCCUGCUCCAUUUGAUCGACUUCCUGGUGACCAACUACAGACGUGACCCAAAUGUUACCCGUUUACUCAAUAAUACCCGGAUCCAUAUCAUGCCAACAAUGAAUCCUGAUGGAUUUGAAGCUACCAAAGUGCCUGAUUGUUAUUACUCACGAGGAAGGUACAAUAAGAAUGGGGAAGACCUGAACAGAAAUUUUCCUGAUGCCUUUGAAAAUAACAACGCCAGCAUUCAGCCCGAGACUCGAGCCAUAAUGGACUGGAUAAAAAACGAAACAUUUGUUCUUUCGGCCAACUUGCACGGGGGUGCCCUGGUCGCCAGUUACACCUUUGACAAUGGUAACUCCGUUACCGGCUCUCUGAAAGGCUACAGCAGGUCUCCGGAUGACGAUGUCUUUAUUCACCUGGCAAAGACCUACUCUUUCAACCAUGCCAGCAUGUACAGAGGGAUUGGGUGCGACAACAGGCAGACCUUCCCACAAGGCAUUACCAACGGCUAUUCCUGGUACCAGCUGGAAGGUGGAAUGCAAGAUUACAACUACAUCUGGGGACAGUGUUUUGAAAUUACACUGGAGCUGUCAUGUUGUAAAUACCCUCCAGCAGACCAGCUGGAAAAGUUCUGGAGAGACAACAAAGUUGCCCUGAUCGAAUACAUAAAACAAGUGCACCUGGGUGUCAAGGGUCAAGUUACUGAUAAGAAUGGGAAUCCUAUCCCCAAUGCUAUCGUGGAAGCCGAGGGGAGGCCUCACGUCUGCCCGUACCGGACAAAUGAACACGGGGAGUACUUCCUUCUCCUCCUGCCUGGGACGUACGUGAUCAAUGCUACUGUACCGGGAUUUAAAUCGAUGCUGAAGACACUGGAAAUACCCGACAACACUGGCAACUUCAGCGCUUUGAAACACGACUUCUCCUUCUCAGAAGUCUCCAUCAGAUCAAGAGCUGCUUCAUGUCCCAGAACUCCCCUCUACCAGGAGCUCCAGCGGGCUUCGGCUGCAGUAAAACCGACCUUACAUAUCUUGGCUUUAAUGACGGUUACGCUUGUAAUUCUCAAAUGACGUCAGGAAUGACGUG